Molecule: messenger RNA, 1526 nt
Organism: Callorhinus ursinus (northern fur seal)
Lineage: Eukaryota; Metazoa; Chordata; Mammalia; Carnivora; Otariidae
Source: RefSeq, a predicted model, not a curated record
UGAAGGCGACGGUGCUGUAGAAAGAGAGGAAGGGGCGAGUGGGAAGGAAGCAGGCAGAGGCAGGUUACACGGACUCCUCAGGCCACGGAGCUGCCUGGACCCCGCCUACUCUUCAGGAACUUGCACCGACGGGCGGACGGACAGAACACUGGGAACCCCUGGCAAGUGGAAGGACGGCGUCAAGCAACGGGGCGUCCAGAAGCCUCUGGAAGCGGGCCAAUAGCUGACUGCUGACCACCCUCCCCACGGCCAUGGAUGCCCCUGGCUAUCCUGCAUCGGCGCCCACAACCUUGGAACCUGGAAACACUUCCUCGGCCUGGCUCCUGGAUGCCACCCUGGGAAAUGUGUCGGCAGCCCCCAGUGUGGCAGGGCUGGCCGUCAGCGGUGUUCUGAUCCCACUGGUCUACCUGGUGGUGUGCGUGGUGGGCCUGCUGGGCAACUCCCUGGUCAUCUACGUGGUCCUGAGGCAUACGGCCAGCCUGUCAGUCACCAAUGUCUACAUCCUCAACCUGGCCCUGGCGGAUGAGCUCUUCAUGCUGGGGCUGCCCUUCCUGGCUGCCCAGAACGCCCUGUCCUACUGGCCGUUUGGCUCUCUCAUGUGCCGCCUGGUCAUGGCCGUGGACGGCAUCAACCAGUUCACCAGCAUCUUCUGCCUCACCGUCAUGAGUGUGGAUCGCUACCUGGCCGUGGUGCAUCCCACCCGCUCUGCCCGCUGGCGAACGGCGCCCGUGGCCCGCAUGGUGAGCGUGGCCGUCUGGGUGGCCUCGGCGGUGGUGGUGCUGCCCGUGGUGGUCUUCUCAGGGGUGCCCCACGGCAUGAGCACCUGCCACAUGCAGUGGCCUGAGCCGGCGGCCGCCUGGCGCGCCGGCUUCAUCAUCUACACGGCCGCACUGGGCUUCUUCGGGCCGCUGCUGAUCAUCUGCCUCUGCUACCUGCUCAUCGUGGUCAAGGUGCGCUCGGCCGGGCGGCGGGUGCGGGCGCCCUCGUGCCAGCGGCGGCGGCACUCAGAGCGCAGGGUCACGCGCAUGGUGGUGGCCGUGGUGGCGCUCUUCGUCCUCUGCUGGAUGCCCUUCUACGUGCUCAACAUCGUCAACGUGGUGUGUCCGCUGCCCGAGGAGCCCGCCUUCUUCGGCCUCUACUUCCUGGUGGUGGCGCUGCCCUAUGCCAACAGCUGUGCCAACCCCGUCCUCUAUGGCUUCCUCUCCUACCGCUUCCAGCAGGGGUUCCGCAGGGUCCUGCUGCGACCCUCCCGCCGCGUGCGCAGCCAGGAGCCUUCUGCCGGACCCCCGGGGAGGACAGUGGAGGAGGAGGAGGAGGAGGAGGAGGAGGAGGAGCAGCGGGAGGAGGGGGCAGGGAAGCAGGGGGAGGGGCAGGAGAGGAAUGGCCGGGUCAGCCUCAUCACGCAGCCUGGCACCAGCAGGCAGGAGCGGCCGCCCAGCGGCAAGGCCAGCAAGGACAAGCAGUUCCUCCCGCAAGAGGCCUCGGCUGGGGACAAGCCGGGCACACUGCACGUCAGCUAUCUGUAG